GAAUCAGGGGUCGAGGCGGGCUAGACUAGAGAAGUGACGUCAAGGAUCUUGGGGGCUGAGUAUGCCUACUUACACCGAUAGCAGCCCCCAAACAAGGUCCCUAAAGAAAAAAGAGGACUCCAAUCUUCAUCAUCACAUACAUCACUUACAACUAUACCCACAUUACUCAGCUCCAGUUUACCUAAUUCCGGAGACAGCAUCUUUUUGGUUACUUGUUACUAUUAUUGUUAAUUAAUAUCAUCGUAUCUACUUAGAAGCGUUUUUUGCACGCAGAAUGGAAUUUCCUAAUAACCAAACCUCACGGUCGUUUGUGUGUUCCUAAGUAAUUAAUUCAUCGACCGUUUGCUACUACUUACAACCCCACAUACGCGUGUGCUCUACAACAUUCACUUUUACCAAACCACCAACCUACGAAUAGUAUUAUUAGAGGACACAUAUUACGGAAUAAUCAGAAAAGAAGGGAUUUACAAUGAAAAACGCCCACGAGGCUUUCAAAGCCUUAGGUUCUGUCAAUUGGGAGGAUGUAGCACAGGACCAACUCGACACCCUCCUUAAAGAUGUCUUCAGCGACGCUCAAUGCAUAGUCGACUCUAUACCCAUAUCCGCGUCCUCUUCCCAGAAAGCUGGCAAGUUACGCUCGGCGACCGAUGUAAAUCUUCCUUCGUUACCGAAUAGAACGGGUAUAUCCGACCGAGCGGCGCAUCUGAGGAAAGAAUGGAAGGAAAUCAAGCUUAACCCUCGUGACAACCCAUUGGGGUUGGAUAUCUAUAGAUUGGGGGCUAAAGAUGGGAAGGGGGCUUGGUUUGCGAGACGGAGUGUCCAUGAGGGCUUGACGUUUGAGAAAUGGAAGCUGGGUAUGGAGAAGGAGCUUGAUGAGAGCAUGAAAGUCCAGGGGAAACCUGGUGAUGGGAGUAUUAGGGGUAUCGGUGCCGACAAGAAGGUUGUGAACCAGACUGUUGAGGGCACCGGUAGGUUGCAAGUCUACCAGCUAUCAGCACAAUUCCCAGGACCAGUAGCACCUCGAGACUUCAUCGCUCUGGUACUAAGCUCCGAGUCGGCGAUCGAUGCUCCUGGCGCGCCCAGACACUUCAUGCUUAUAUCAAAGCCAUGUGUUCAUCCAGAAUGUCCGCCACGACAAGGCUACGUCCGGGGUCAGUACGAAUCCGUCGAGCUUAUCCGCGAGAUUAAAGUCGAGAAGCCCUUACGGAAAACCCGAUCGUCAGUAGACCUAACCAACGAAGAAGCCGCAGCAUCAGUGCGAAGUUCCGCCCAGAAUAUUAGUAGGGAAGCUACUAUUCGCUCAGCUCGGCAAGCAACUGACGCCGCAUUGCCGACAAAAGACGAAGACGGAAGAAAACGAGGCAGAACUAUUGGCGCUAUGGAUGCCAUAGACGAACAAGAUGAUGAGGACUACGAGACGAUGGUUGAGUGGCUAAUGGUUACGCGAAGUGACCCUGGUGGUAGUGUGCCACGGUUCUUGGUGGAGAAGGGCACGCCUCCUGGUAUUGCUGGUGACGCUGAGAAGUUUCUCAAGUGGAUCUCUGCCAAGUCUAUUGAUGAUUUUACUGAGUCUGACGGCGAAGAGACGAAACAACUUAAACAAGAGGCAUCUCAAGCUGAGAAAGCCCCCGUCGAGAAAACAGUCCCGACCAAAACUACAUCAAAUCAUACCAGUGUUCCACGUGCUUCUCAGCCAUCAACCACCGAAGGCCACGAGGAAGCCCCAGAAGAACCUAACCCUACCGGAUUUUAUGGCAUGAUAGCAAAUGCCCUAAACUCUGCAGCUUCGGUAGCAGCAUCUCGUAUUCCCAACCCCUUUGGGCCCGUACCCGAAGGCGAGGAAGACUCAUCAGAUCUAUCCUCCGAGGAAGAUGACACCUCAUCAAUUCACAGCUUCCAUAGUAUAGAAAACGACAACAUCGACGAAAAUGACGCCACAUCCGCUAAACCAGCCGAAAGCUCAACCACACAACUGACCCCCUCCGUCACAAACGGCGCGGAAUCAACCCGUUCCACCGAUUCCCUCGCCGCGAAAUCCACAACCACGUCGACGCAACACGAGAAAGAACUCCGGAAACUAGAAGACCGUAAGCGGAAAGCUGAAGAAAAAUUACGUGUAGCGCAAGAGAAAGCACUUGCGAAGCGUGGUGUUAAUAACGAUGAAGAGCAACGCGAGGAAGCGGCCGUGCGUAAGUUACGCGAGAAACAUGACCGCGAAGUUACGCGCCAGCGUGAGAAGUACGAACGUGAACUUAAGAAACUCGAGGCUAAACGCGCAGGUGAAGCGCGGAAAGCUGAGGAGAAAAGGAGGAAAACGCUGGAGAAAGAGGAUAAGGCGAAUUUGGCGAUGGAGUUGGAUAAAGUACGUGCGGAGAGGGAUAUUGCGAGGAAACAGAUGGAGAUGCUUAAGGAGCAGGUUGGGGAGUUGCAAGCGCAGAAUACGAUGUUAGUUGCGAGAUUAGGCAGGGAGGGGGUGGGCGUUGGGGUUGGGGUUGGUGCGGAGAGUGAAGGGGAGAAUGGUGGGAGUAGUGCUGGGGGGAGUGAGAAAGGCGGGAGGCCGAGGAGGGGUGGGAGUAUUGGACCGGGGAUUAAGAGGGCUAUGACGGAUGGGUUGCCUAAGGGGGGUGUUGUUUGGGGAUGAAGUGAAAAGUCUGAGAAGUAUUUGUACACAAUGGUGAGAUAUUACUCGGGGUUUGGAUUUACAUUCGCGACGUAGCGAGCGAGCGCAUCGACUGGUCGCCUGGUUGGAUUCUACACUUUGGUUAUCUACCUAUCCGCCAGCAUAAGGCGACGAUGAACUAAUGACUAUAUAAGACCUUGGACAUGUAUUUCGAUCUGGUUGGCUU
Hypoxylon trugodes is the source of this 2846-nucleotide messenger RNA. RefSeq lists its product as uncharacterized. The coding region runs from base 470 to 2641 and encodes 723 amino acids. The record is from RefSeq and is a predicted model, not a curated record. The transcript has 2 exons. Lineage: Eukaryota; Fungi; Ascomycota; Sordariomycetes; Xylariales; Hypoxylaceae.